AUGGCAUCAUACUGCGGUGGGCUUUCAUCGACAAGGCGAUCAGCGGUUUCGGGGCCCUGGCGCUCGAUCGCUUGGGCCACCAUCGUUCUGCUUGGUGGAUUCUCCACCCUGAUAAAGCAGAAGGAUUUUUUGUUCGUCACAAUCAUCUCCUUCCUCGAAGCCACGAGGCUCUUCAGCAGUGCAGUGGAUCCAGAGGAUCAGUUCAUCAUCAACGCACCGGAAGUUGUGGCAGCAAAGACGGAGGAAAUUGAGGCCAAGGAGCAAGGAAGCUGGCAAAGGCAUCAUCCAACCAACAACCAAACUGCUGCUGCUUCCGCACCACCAAGACGAGGAGGCCUGCUGGGAUGGUCAUGGCCGUCGUCCCUAACCUCCGGGCGGCGACGGCGGCGCUUCUGCACCUGCCGCCUCUUCUUCGCCAAGGCCCUCUCGACGGGGUUCACGUCCGCGCAGUUCGCCGCGGCCAUCACCUCCGUCGUCCUGGCCGUGCUUCGCCUGAGCCGGCAGGACUACGUGGAGCCGGCGGACCAGAGCAGCAGCGACCACAAGAGCAUCAAGGGGUCCCUGAACCUCUUCUACGGCCUGGUGCUGGCGCAGGGCGUCUCCAACUUCCUCGCCGACACCAUGCUCCCCGUCGACGUCCGGCGGGUGCUGAAGCUCAGCAUGACGUACCAGCUUGGCCACUCAGGGGUGCUCGUCAUCAAGCGCUACAUGCUCGACACCUACAUGAAAUGUUCCGGCGGAAGAGUGCGUGAAGCAAUGGACAUGGACCUCGUCAGCUUCGCCAUGGAGAUGGCGAGGUCCACCUCGGUGGCCGACCGGCUCGUCGGCGUCAGGGUUCUUGAUCGCGUCCUCAGCGUGGACAAGUACAGAGGGCUGGCGCUGAUGAGGCUCCGAGCCUCCAUUGACACUGUCGGAAGCGUGAUCGCUAUGCUUGGACUGAAGAACAAGACCACGGAGGAAGAAGACACUCGAGGGCACGCCGCCAACGUCGUGUUGGAACUCUCUCCAGAUCUUCAAGUGGAGAGCUUCCCAGAAGUGUUGCAGAUGGUGUCUUCACUGCUUACUGCCACCAAGACGACAGCAGUGUCGUCGUCGACGUCGAGCAAUGUCGGCGUCGAGCUUACAUGGCUCGGUGUGAAAAUCCUCAAGAAGAUCAUGGACAAUCCGGACAACUGUAAGGAAGUAGUCAAGGAUGCUGAUGAUCAGGUGAUAUCAAGCAUUGUGGAACUUACAACUGUUAGCGAUGACACCAACAGCUCGUCAAUCUCAUGGUCUCCAGUGACAGAAGAGAUCAUCGUGGAGGCAGUUCAAGUCUUGCACAGGAUGGUCAGAACUACCGGCGAUGCCGGUAAGGCGCUUAGGUGCAAAAUCUCUGAGAACCUCCAUGUUGUCAGGAACAUCAGGAAGAUCCUGGAACAUCCAAGGAGCCAUACAGAGCUACUCACUGAGGCAAUUGGUGUUCUUGCCUGUUUAGCUUUGGAUGAGACAGGAAAGGAAGACAUUGGGGGUUCAGCUCGGAUCAUUAGGAGGCUUGUUCCAUUCCUUGUUGUUGAAACUCCAUCCCCAUCCAACAGAGUCGAGCUAGCAAAAUCUGCUGUUGAAGCAUUGCUUAUUCUUGCCGUGGACAGCCAAAGGAUUGCCUUGAGGAUCCUUGAGGAAAUGAGGACUGAAGACAUGCAGCAACUUGUUGAUAUGCUUUCUUCUGACUCAACAGAGCUCAGAAUUAUGGCUGCAAGACUCUUGGCGGUUUUACGUGCCAAUUCUCUAGCAGAACAUGCUCAUUAUAACAGGACAGUCGACAAUGUGCUACCUCUGGUAAAUUCAUAUAUUGCACCAUUGUUUAUGUAUUUUUGGCUGCUGAAAGCAAUCAAGUUAGAGGUGGAGAAACUAGAUGCCCUGGUACCUGCUGCUGGAGAACUUCGUGCCCAUGAUGAUGAACUAAUCCAAAUUAUAUGUAUUAUUUGUACACAGAAUUUGGAGGAAUGGAGGACCAAGCAGGGUGCACUACUGGAGAGCUUUAUUGGCCUCAGUGUUCAGAUCUGCACAUUCAUUCAGGAAAAUGACUUCGGCGACGCGCUCCGGAAUGCCAACCUUACAGUGGAUUUGCUCAUGCAUAAGCUUACCAGGAUCCUUGAUCUGUACAAGUCACCAGACACUGAGUACCCAGGUAUAAGGAGGGUUACAGUUGAGCUAAUCAUUUGGAUGGUGCGGAGCAACAGAAGCUGCAUUGAGUUUUUCUUUGAGCACCAAGUGGACAAGGUGAAAGAAGUCGCAGAAACAGAAGCAAGACUUGAAAUGUUUAAGAUGUUCUGCUGCGGAGUUGGCGUCGCUAAGCACAGAGAGACCAUUUCUUCUCUCUGUGUUCUAUACUGAACUGUUCCUGUCAUUCUGUGUUCUAACUUUCUGUGUGUUGUAACUUUGUAAUAAGUUUGGCCUGAUUCCUCUAGUGAGGGCAUGAAGCCGGGUGUUUAAUUCCAUUAUGUAAAAAGUUAUAUGUAUACAUUUGGGUUGUCUGAAUUCAAUAACUAGUUGCCAACCAUGCAUUUUCACCACUAGCUAGAAAUAUGUGAGUCAUUUUUGUUUCCCACAUUUUAUCCAACUUUUUAGUAUUCCUGUUAACUCGAUCAUCAGGGGUAACAUUUGGUACAGUAUGAUUCAUAUCAAGCCUUUGAAAAUGUUAUGUGUAUUCAGUAUGUCUUUGUUUUGUUAGCUUUUGUAUUCAUCACAUACUAAUUUCACAUUUUAUUUUGAAGGCUCCAAAACUUUUGGAUCUGUGGAUAUGCAACUCAAGCAUUUUGAGGGACUUGGAACCAGAGUGUUCUGAGAAUUUCUAUGUAGAAAUCGCAGCCUUAGCACAUUUGUGAUAGUCCUAUGUUUGGAAAGCUUGCACUCUUACACAUUUGAUUAGAGGGGGUUCGAUGGAAGCCAAUUAAAAUUCUUCUCCUAGUCACAACAUUGGCAUAUAUCCCAAACAACACUUAUAAUAAGCAAAGGAAAGAGCUACUGUGCAACAGGUAUGAUGAACAGCAUGUGUACUAAAAUGCAACAAUAGGUAAUUUGAUCAAGCAAGAAUAGAGAUUAACUACUACUCAAUGGCGAGCUGAAAAUUGAAGAUUUGCCUAA
Messenger RNA from Sorghum bicolor (sorghum), 3123 nucleotides. RefSeq lists its product as uncharacterized. Lineage: Eukaryota; Viridiplantae; Streptophyta; Magnoliopsida; Poales; Poaceae. The transcript has 4 exons. The record is from RefSeq and is a predicted model, not a curated record. Bases 1 to 2373 code for a protein of 790 amino acids.